Neltuma alba is the source of this 606-nucleotide messenger RNA. RefSeq lists its product as uncharacterized. NCBI's taxonomy places the organism in Eukaryota, Viridiplantae, Streptophyta, Magnoliopsida, Fabales, Fabaceae. The record is from RefSeq and is a predicted model, not a curated record. The transcript has a single exon. Gene Ontology annotation, molecular function: RNA-DNA hybrid ribonuclease activity; nucleic acid binding. Bases 1 to 606 code for a protein of 201 amino acids.
AUGGAAGGCGUAAGAGCUCAAGAAUCAGAGAUUAUUCAUUUAGGCCUUCAUCAACUUAUGGAAUCAACAACCCAUGGAAAAUUCAGACAUCAGAUCUUCCAAAUAGGUGAAGAGAUAACGAAAUGGUAUCCACCACCAGAGGGCUACCUUCGUCUAGAUACAGAUGGUUCUAUGAAUCUUCAAAGGCAUGCUUCCUGUGGCGGAUUAAUCAGGAAUCCAAAAGGAGAUUGGGUCUUAGGAUUUCAAAGAACACUUGGAUGUAUACCACAAAUGUGUGCAGAGCUUUUAGGAGUUGUAACAGGACUCCGCAUUUGUAAACAACAAGGUUUCAACAAAAUCUUGGUAUAUACUGAUUCUCUUGAAGUGAUUUGCUUGUUAAUGGCGGAUUGUGGAACGGAUCAUCCAUUUAAACUUGCAAUUGAAGAAGGCAGGAAGUUAAUCUACUCUGAUUGGGACAUUGAGGUUCGACAUGCACCACGGGAAACCUUAUACUGCGCAGAUUUUGUGGCAAAGGACGCUCAUCAACGGGAGGAAGAUAUGACACUACUUUUGGAACCGCAUCCUGGAUGUAGCAACCACCUUCAAGCAGACUUGAUGUUUUCUUAA